AUGGAGGACUUUAUGAGACAUAAGCCCUCCAAGUUUGCGAGCAAAUCCUCUCCAGAUGAAGCCGAUGCUUGGCUUAAAGAGUGUGAGAAAAUCUGUCGGGUGAUUGAUUGUACAGAUGAUCAGAGGCUUUCAUUUGUCUCUUUCCUGCUGGUAGCUGACGCAGAGUACUGGUGGACAGGCAUGCAGCAACUCAUACAGACCCGGGGGGAGGAGGUUACAUGGACUUCCUUCAGAGAGAGAUUUCUGGAGAAAUAUUUUCCAGUUAGUGCCAGGCAUGAGAGGGAGGCAGAAUUCCUCACAUUCCAGCAGGGGAACCUGACUGUGCAGGCAUACACAGACAGGUUCGAGUAUUUGGCCAGGUUCUACACACCUACUGUUACCGAGGACUGGAGAUGCCGAAAAUAUAAGGACGGGUUGAAACACGAGUUGCACCGCUUUAUUGUACCUCUCCGGAUCAGGGAGUUCCCAGUUUUGGUGGAGCAGGCCAAGGCUGUAGAGCAGCUGGAGAUAGGGCCCAACAAAGGGGCUCGACCACAGAAGACUACCUCGGAUUCACGGCAGCAGAAGAAGCCGUAUGAUAGGCCACAAAGAUCGGCUAAGAAACUACAGUGCUACAACUGUGGUGGGGAGCAUUAUCGGAGGGAAUUUCCAAAACCCUCAGGCAGUUCCAACGGUGGUGGUGGUGGUAGUGGUAGCACUGACAAGUGCUACCUUUGUGAUCAGAUGGGCCAUUUUGCACGACACUGCCCGAAUAAGAAACCAACUGGAGGUGCACCAGCGAAGAAACCAGUAGGGGAUCGACCUAGAGCCCCUGGUCAUGUUUUUGCCUUGACGACUACCGAGGCCGCCCAGUCAGGUAACCUCGUGCAGACUACUUGUUUGUUAUUUGACCAUGAGGUUGUUGUGUUGUAUGACUCAGGAGCUACCCAUUCAUUCGUAUCCAAUGAAUGCAUGAGGAGGCUCGAUCUAGUAAUGCGAGAGCUGGCGUGCGAAUUAAUUGUUGCGACACCAACGUCGGGAGAGGUAUCCACCACGUCUGUCUGUGUGGGAUGCCCUAUAGAGGUGGCAGGCCGCAGGUUCAAGGUGAAUCUCAUUUGCUUACCAAUGGAAGGGUUAGAUGUGAUUCUGGGUAUGGAUUGGUUGGCCAGCAACCAUGUGGUGAUUGAUUGCGGGCAACGCAGGGUGGUGUUUCCAGAUGCAGAAGGACUGGAAUUGAUAUCAUCCAACCAAGCAGAGAAGGAGAUUGAAUCGGGGGCUACAUGUUUUAUGAUAGUAGCUCAGACGGAGAAGAAGAGUACUGCCAAGAAGAUUAGUCUGAUUCCUGUGGUGGAUGAAUACGCGUAG
This is a messenger RNA of Vigna unguiculata (cowpea), 1344 nucleotides long. RefSeq lists its product as uncharacterized. The record is from RefSeq and is a predicted model, not a curated record. Gene Ontology annotation, molecular function: zinc ion binding; nucleic acid binding. Lineage: Eukaryota; Viridiplantae; Streptophyta; Magnoliopsida; Fabales; Fabaceae.